Messenger RNA from Cokeromyces recurvatus, 330 nucleotides. RefSeq lists its product as uncharacterized. Lineage: Eukaryota; Fungi; Mucoromycota; Mucoromycetes; Mucorales; Mucoraceae. The transcript has 4 exons. The record is from RefSeq and is a predicted model, not a curated record. The coding region runs from base 120 to 281 and encodes 53 amino acids.
CUCUUGUCAUGAAUCCAGACAAAAUUGCCAAAUUUCAUAAAUGUUCCCAUUAGCUUUGGCUUUGGUGGACUGAAAUUUUAACUGUGUAUUCAUUGACGGAGCUGAUUUUUAACACUCAAAUGAUGCGUGGUAGAGCUUGGUCAAGAGUUGGUGAAGCAGCUAAAGUCAAGGUACAUAACAAAAAAUGUGUCAAUACAAGUAUUAUAGGAUGUAUCUCCCCCCCCUUUGGCACUAUUAAUUUCUCUAAGGUUAAGCCUCUUCAACAAAACGAUGUGGGAUAAACUUGAAAAGAGUUUCCACAAUUCUAUAUUCUAUCUUUACUAAUUAUUA